GUUCACGUGACACAGGAGCUGUUGACACAGAAGCGGCUAGCGCGCCCAGCCCAUUAGCGCGCCGGUCGCCACCUCCUCUUCAUUAUUUCUUCCCGCACCACCACCCGCAAUCCACACCCAUCAAACAACAACUGCCGACUCACGAUCAACAUGUCGUGGCGCAAUCAAGGCAUCACCGGCUCGAACAACAUCCCGCUCGGCACUCGUCGACGGUUCGGCGGCGACAACGCUGACGAUGGAGGCUACAAUCCUGCAGAGCCAGCCACGGGCUUGUCCGAGCUGAAGCGCGGGCGCAGCCCAACGCGAGACGCCGAUGGCCCUAGGCGACGCAAGAAGCGCAACCGAUGGGGCGACGCGAGCGAGAACAAGGCCGCUGGCCUGAUGGGUUUGCCCACGGCCAUCUACGCCGCCAUGACCACAGAGCAGCUUGACGCGUACACGUUGCAUCUGCGCAUCGAGGAGAUUACCCAGAAGCUGAAGAUUAACGAUGUCGUGCCAGCCGAUGGGGACAGGUCUCCUUCUCCUCCACCGCAGUACGAUAACUACGGCCGCCGUGUCAACACGCGCGAGUUCCGCUACCGCAAGCGCCUCGAAGACGAGCGCCACAAGCUCGUGGAGAAGGCCAUGAAGACGCUCCCUAACUAUCACCCACCGGCGGACUAUAGGCGCCCUACUAAGACACAGGAGAAAGUCUAUGUGCCAGUCAAUGACUACCCGGAGAUCAACUUCAGUACGAUACUAACCCCUCUAACUUUCCUUAUCAGUCAUUUCCGUAUCCCCUGCCUUUGUCUUGACCGGCUUGCACAACCCGCCGAAGUGUUGGUUCACGUCGGAGGUCAUGUCGCACAGCCAUGUCACUAACCCAAACGUCUCCCUCAUUUGCUCACAAACCUUUGAUCA
Trematosphaeria pertusa is the source of this 900-nucleotide messenger RNA. RefSeq lists its product as uncharacterized. Gene Ontology annotation, cellular component: nucleus. The coding region runs from base 151 to 861 and encodes 236 amino acids. Lineage: Eukaryota; Fungi; Ascomycota; Dothideomycetes; Pleosporales; Trematosphaeriaceae. The record is from RefSeq and is a predicted model, not a curated record. Gene Ontology annotation, biological process: regulation of mRNA splicing, via spliceosome. Gene Ontology annotation, molecular function: mRNA binding. The transcript is spliced from 3 exons.